AUGGCCGUCAGUCACAGGGCGGACCAAUCAGACGGCGACACGCUCGGGGCGGCUGAUAACCCACGUGUAACCCGCGGUGUCACUCUCUGUGUGUCUCUGUCUGUAUCUCUCUCUGUCUCUCUGUUUUCUUUGCAGUUCGAUCAUCGCGAGUUUCCAGGCGUUGUUCCGAGAACUUUCCUGGGGCCACUGUUCAUUUGCUGCUUGUCUGCUCCGGCAGCUGCUGUGCUCUCAGCCCUCGACCUCCCCAAGUUUUACUCUCAGCUUCUAGUGCGAGGAUGUCUGGGCCUAUGUGUGAUUUAUGGACUAUGGAAACUUCAGAAAGAAGUUAGGAGACAGUUUGGUUCAACGGUGGCUUAUUUUUUCUGUUUGAUCACCGCCACCCAGUUUCAUCUUCUCUUCUACUGCACAAGAACCCUACCAAAUGUCUUUGCACUUCCUCUUGUUCUAUUGGCGUUUACUGCUUGGAUACAGCAGAACUAUGGUAUCUUCAUCUGGCUUUCUGCCUUAGCUAUCAUUGUGUUUCGAUCUGAACUAUGCAUAUUACUGGGCCUCAUGUUACUACUAUCAUUAGUGAACCACCGGAUUUCUAUCUUCAAAAGUCUGUACCACGCAGUACCAGCUGGGUUUGUAUGGCUGGGUCUGUCAGUGUGUGUGGAUUCUGUAUUUUGGGGACGUCUUCUAUGGCCUGAGGGUGAAGUACUUUGGUACAACACAGUCAUGAAUAAGAGUUCGGAAUGGGGAACAUCCCCCUUUUUCUGGUAUUUCUAUUCGGCACUGCCCAGGGCUCUCGGCUGCAGUGUUAUUUUUCUUCCUCUGGGAGUUCAGGACCGGAGGUGCUGGAGUUUACUCUUCCCGACACUUGGCUUCAUCUUUUUAUAUUCAUUCCUACCACAUAAGGAAUUGCGCUUCAUAAUCUACACGUUUCCCAUCUUGAAUGUGGUAGCAGCAAGAGGUUGUUCAUACAUAAUGAAUAACUACCGGAAGUCCUUUCUGUGUAAAGUGGGCUCCUUCAUUGUCAUUAAUCAUCUAUUGGCAAAUGCUUUUAACACUGGGAUUUCACUAUAUGUGUCCCACUACAAUUAUCCUGGAGGGGUCGCAAUGCAAAAGUUGCAUGAAACUGUACCUCCGACAAGAGCUGUUUCAUUGCACAUUGAUGUGGCUUCUGCACAGAGUGGAGUGUCCAGAUUUCUAGAACUCAAUGAAAACUGGAGGUAUGACAAAAGGGAAGAUAUUAAACCAGGAGAUAUCGAGUUUGAUGCAUAUACGCACAUUUUAAUGGAAAUGAACUCAACUCAUGUAUCACGUUACAGAAAUACACAUAGGAUAUUACUGAGUAUUUCUGCAUUCAGGGGAAUUGGAUUUAAUAUAUCUGAAUUUCCUCCCAUUUAUGCUAAACUUGAAACGACAUUGGUUAUAUUAGAAAAAAUACACAGCAGAUCACUUCAUGAGAAUGUAAAGAGGAAAGCAUAAGAAAAAAAUCUACCUACUGUAAGAUGUUCGGAUGGAGAAAACCAAUAUGGUGGUGUAAUACUCCAAAGUUUUAUUAAAUAAUAUUGACAGCCAGAGAGUUGAUCAAACUAGUCUAGUUUAUCCUUCUAACUGGGACCAUAGAUACAGUAAAAUCAAUAAUACCUGAUCCCACUGGGAACAAAUGUUGACCCUCUAAGACUCUAUUUCAAAGUUACUUUUUUUUAAAUAUGUGUUUCUAACUCCGCCUCCUGUUGUCACUGAAAAUGAAGCCCCUACCCUUCGCAAGCUGUUAGUGACCUUGAGUAGGCUCUUUUCCUAUGGGAAAAGAACUGAUAAGGGGAGAGUUGGGCAACUUUUUGUUUUGGGAGCCUUCUCCAACCUUUGUGUUUCUCAUCCUUGAGAUAAAUACGUGUCUGAGGGAGGCUGUAGCCUUUUUGGUCUUUUGUUUCCAUAUCUGUGCUCAGUACCAGAUUGAUUAUCUCAGAGUGAAUAUCUUCCCAAGAAAAUAUGAAAUACAAUCAGACCUUAGCUGGGUCAAGCCAAUAUAUCUUUAACCUUGCUAAUUGGCACAUGUACCCAGGAAUUAAAUGAGUGAAAGUUAUCAGAACCUGACCUCAGCAGGGCUCAAGCCAAUACAUCUUUUCCUUUGCUAACACUGAUUACCAAAACCCUCUCAGGCACCCUGAGCUAGUCAUUAAAACAAACAACCUUGUCCAUGCCCUAGCACCUAAGAAAUGCUAUAUCAAAAAAAAAGUUUGGUUACUUUCCAAAAAGUAUAUUAAAAACCUUAAAAACAGUAAACAUCACAAAUAUAAUCUUACACUACCCAGUUCAUUCAUUAUUUACAAGCUGAUAACAAUCACCACAAAAUUACAUUUGUAUAGCGCCGUUCACA
This is a messenger RNA of Callorhinchus milii (elephant shark), 2365 nucleotides long. RefSeq names its product ALG12 alpha-1,6-mannosyltransferase (gene alg12). Lineage: Eukaryota; Metazoa; Chordata; Chondrichthyes; Chimaeriformes; Callorhinchidae. Gene Ontology annotation, biological process: protein N-linked glycosylation. The transcript is spliced from 9 exons. Gene Ontology annotation, molecular function: alpha-1,6-mannosyltransferase activity. The record is from RefSeq and is a predicted model, not a curated record. Gene Ontology annotation, cellular component: endoplasmic reticulum membrane. The coding region runs from base 1 to 1470 and encodes 489 amino acids.